This is a messenger RNA of Paramecium pentaurelia, 498 nucleotides long. Lineage: Eukaryota; Ciliophora; Oligohymenophorea; Peniculida; Parameciidae. The record is from the annotation of a GenBank genome assembly.
UAUGGAUUAAGGAUUAGAUGCUGGAUAAUUGUUGGCAGAAUUGAAAAAGCAAGAUGAAGUAAAUUAUUUAUAAUAAAUAAUUAGUGGGCUAAAGCAAUAAUAUUUGAUGAAGAUUUAAAUGUGAUUACACAUAAAAAUUGUGCAGCUUCAAAAGAAGAGUUGGCACCAUACCUAAAGGCAUACGAUGUAAGAGAUAAUACAAUUGGAGCUGGAUUUGUGUUAUUAGGAGAACAUUAUGAAGUUCAUAGAUGGCAUCCUCCUCUGGUUUAUGGAAGAAGAGGUGAUGCAGAUGUAGGAGAAGGGAUUUCAUUAGCUAGAGUAAUAUGGAAUAGAUAAUUAUUGUUUAGGGGAUUUGCAAAAAACAUAAUGGUAAGAGAGUGUAUUUAUUGAUAACAUAUGAAUUACCAAUAGUUAGUGCAAGAGCUGUUCCAUAAUAAAUUAAUUUUUAUAAUCAAUUUAUUGGUGAAUUAGAGAAAUUUGAUAUAAAGUAAUAAUGAG